CUCUACGCCGCCAUCGUCCUUUUCUCCGAUCUCUUCUCGAUGAAGCCUGAGAUUUGAGCUCCUUCGCCAUUUUCGAUCAAACCCAUAGAGCCCGGGUAGGAAAAUGGCCUGCAUCUAUGCAUCGAAAUCGUCCCGUUUGAACCCUAAGCUCGUCAGCGUUUGGAAUCCGUUUUACCUGAGGUCCACUUCCUACUUCUGCUCAUCUCCGUCUGCGGACUCCGAUGUCCCCGUCAAUUCCGCCGCCGGAGCUCAGGAUGCCGGAACCCCAGGAAGAUCCCCGAGGCCGAUGAGAGGUAACUACAAACCCCCCGAAAAAACUGAGGAUAUUAUCUGUAGAAUGAUGGCUAAUCGGGCCUGGACGACCCGUUUACAGAACUCGAUCCGGAACCUCGUUCCCGUAUUCGAUCACGAUCUCGUGUAUAAUGUCUUGCACGCUGCGAAGAACUCGGAGCACGCUCUUCAGUUCUUUAGGUGGGUGCACAGGUCUGGGCUUUUCCGGCACAACAGAGAAACCCAUUUUAAGAUCAUUCAAAUUCUUGGCCGAGCUUCGAAGCUUAACCAUGCUAGAUGUAUACUUCUUGAUAUGCCCAAGAACGGCUUGUCAUGGGAUGAAGAUUUGUGGGUUGUGAUGAUUGAGAGCUAUGGCCAGGCUGGGAUUGUGCAGGAGAGUGUGAAAAUGUUCCAUAAAAUGGAGGAGCUUGGGGUUAAGAGAACUUUGAAAUCUUACAAUGCUUUGUUUAAGGUGAUAACACGCAGAGGCCGGUAUAUGAUGGCGAAAAGGUACUUCAACAAGAUGGUGAAGGAUGGGAUUGAGCCAACAACCCACACCUACAACCUUUUGCUUUGGGGAUUUUUCCUUUCGUCAAGAAUCGAGACUGCAAAGAGGUUCUUUGAGGAAAUGAAAAGCCGGAAGAUUAACCCGGAUGCGGUUACUUAUAAUACGAUAAUUAAUGGAUACAUUCGUUGGAAGAAAAUGGAGGAGGCAGAGAAGUACUUUGUGGAGAUGAAGGCCAAGAAUUUCGAGCCAUCUGUGAUUACAUACACAACUUUGAUAAAAGGGUAUAAUUCUGUUGGACGAGUUGAUGAGGCUUUAAAAUUGUUUCAAGAGAUGAAAAGUUUUGGGAUCAAGCCAAACGAAGCUACCUACUCAACCUUGCUGCCUGGUUUAUGUGACGCGGAGAAGAUGUCCGAAGCCAAGACUGUCUUGAAGGAGAUGGAGGGUAAGUAUAUUGCACCGAAGGACCAUUCUGUCUUUGUAAGAUUAUUAACCGGGCAAUGCAAAGUUGGUGAUUUGGAUGCUGCAAUGGAUGUGCUCCAUGCCAUGGUUCGGUUGAGCAUUCCAACCGAGUCUGGGCAUUAUGGGGUAUUGAUUGAGAGCUUAUGCAAAUCUGGCAGUCAUGACAAAGCUAUCAAACUAUUGGAUAAGCUCAUUGAGAAGAACAUUGUUUUGAGACAAGAAAACACUUUUCAUAUGGAUCCGAGUGCGUAUAACCUGAUCAUCGAAUAUCUCUGCAACAAUGGCCAGACUUCAAAAGCUGAAGUCUUUAUGAGGCAGCUAAUGAAGAUAGGCGUUCAGGAUCCUAUCGCAUUGAAUAACUUGAUUCGUGGGCAUUCAAGAGAAGGAAAUCUUGAUUCAGCAUCUGAGCUUUUGAAGAUCAUGGAAAGGAGGAAAGUCAUCACAGAAGAGAGUGCUUUCAACUCGCUUGUCAAUUCGUAUUUAAAGAAAGGAGAACCUGCGGAUGCCAAAACGGUUUUGGACAGCAUGAUUGAGAACGGGCAUUGCCCAGAUUCGUCCAUGUACAGGUCUGUCAUGGAGAGCUUGUACGAAGAUGGGAGAAUCCAAACCGCGAGCCGUGUGAUGAAGACCAUGUUGGAUAAGGGAGUGAAGGAGGAACAACACAUGGACUUGUUUGGGAAAAUAUUGGAAGCUCUGCUAAUGAGAGGUCAUGUUGAGGAAGCCCUUGGCAGAAUUGAACUGAUGAUGCAGAGUGGGCUCUCACCCGAAUUCGAUAAUCUCAUAACCAUUCUGUGUGAAAAGGAAAAAACCAUUGCCGCUUUGAAGCUCUUAGAUUUUUGCCUGGAAAGGGACCUUAGCAUUGAGUUCUCAAGCUAUGAUAAGGUUUUGGAUGCUCUUCUAGCAGCCGGAAAGACACUGAAUGCGUAUUCAAUUAUGUGUAAGAUUACAGAAAGAGGUGGGGCCGGAGUUGCAGGCCGCCACAACAGCUGCGAAGAACUGAUCAAGAGCCUCAACAAGGAGGGGAACACAAAACAAGCAGAUAUUCUUUCAAGGAUGAUCUUAGGGAAGGACAAGGAUUACAAGAAAGGAAAAAAGAACUUGAUGAAUGCCUCAUGAAUUCUUUUCUUGAGUAUGUGCUCUGAGGAACAUAAUGUGAAGUCUCUGGUUCCAUGCAAUGACACCUUGAAGUAUGAUUUCUGGUGAAUAUGUUUGUUGUGUGCUCCAUGCCCUUCAUACAAAAAUUCCAGAUUUGAAGGAUGUGUGAGGUUGGAGGAUGAAUUUAUGUUUUGUCACAGAAUAAGUUGUUUAGAACUAGUCAUAAGUGGAAACAUUAUCCUGUUUAGCACUAUUGGA
Molecule: messenger RNA, 2590 nt
Organism: Cuscuta campestris
Lineage: Eukaryota; Viridiplantae; Streptophyta; Magnoliopsida; Solanales; Convolvulaceae
Source: the annotation of a GenBank genome assembly